Dentiscutata heterogama is the source of this 175-nucleotide messenger RNA. NCBI's taxonomy places the organism in Eukaryota, Fungi, Glomeromycota, Glomeromycetes, Diversisporales, Gigasporaceae. The record is from the annotation of a GenBank genome assembly.
GAUGUUGCUGACUUGCAAACAAAGCUCUAUGAAGUUCUUGAAAAUUUUACUCAUUGGCUCAAAGUUUCUCAGCCUCACUGUAGUUCUUUUCUUUGCUUACAAAUUGUUUCUGAAAGUGCACUUAAACUUCUUUCAGAACUUCUACUAGAUUAUUUAGUAAUGUUUCUUGGUCUUG